ACACUCACGUUCCAAUGCCAAAAUAUCCGGUCAAUAUGGGACCCAAGCGUCAAGUCAAAUUGUUUCAAUCCGACGCAACUGUUGCAACUGAGCUACACAAACACCGCUCUGAAUAUCCUGACCAACCUGAUCUUCGCCAUACUGCCCGCUUUCAUGCUCCGUGCCCGCGCCGCGGCGUUCGUCAAACUAUCCAUCCUCCCCAACUACGGCCGCACCGGCGACUUCCUCUGGGACUACGCCGAUCUCACCAUCUGGGUUGUCGUCGAAUGCAACACAAGCAUAAUCGCCGGCAGCCUCCCCAACCUAAAACCUCUCUUCAAACAAGUCCAGGGCAGCUAUGGCUCGCAAGGCUCCGACUCCCACUUCCGCUCCCACUCCCACUCCCACUCCCGCACAGAAACUACUCCCGCGGCACGCGGCACAAACUGCGCUCCCUGUCGCGGUAGAACCAGUCCUAGCUGCAGACGCUGGGUAGCGGCAAUUCCGAUAGGGUCGCUGACGUACCCCCGUGGCGAGGGGAGGAACUCGAGUGAGGGGCGUAUCCUGCCGUCUGAAGGGGAGGGGAUUAUCUGUGUGACUGAGGUUAGGGCGUCGCAUUCGUAA
Aspergillus novofumigatus IBT 16806 is the source of this 603-nucleotide messenger RNA. RefSeq lists its product as uncharacterized. NCBI's taxonomy places the organism in Eukaryota, Fungi, Ascomycota, Eurotiomycetes, Eurotiales, Aspergillaceae. The annotation marks the transcript as partial. The record is from RefSeq and is a predicted model, not a curated record. The transcript has 5 exons.